This is a messenger RNA of Pygocentrus nattereri (red-bellied piranha), 3805 nucleotides long. It is a transcript of the gene col23a1b, whose product is annotated as collagen alpha-1(XXIII) chain. Bases 34 to 1659 code for a protein of 541 amino acids. The transcript is spliced from 30 exons. NCBI's taxonomy places the organism in Eukaryota, Metazoa, Chordata, Actinopteri, Characiformes, Serrasalmidae. The record is from RefSeq and is a predicted model, not a curated record.
GAGUUUGGGGUGUGUGAAGUCAGGGCUGUGUUUAUGUUCAGGAUGCAGUGUAAGGCUCAGCUGAAGGAGAUGGACAAGCCGGCGUCCUGCAGUUCCUCCCCCGCGGCGCUCUGCCUGCCCGCGGUCUUCUGCUUCGUGCUGUCCGGAGUGUCUGUGGCGCUCUGUGCGCUCAGCGCCUUCAGGUCGGCCCACCUGGAGCACAGAGUGGCGCUGCUGGAGGCAGAGCGAGGCCCGGAGUUCAGCUCAGCUCCGUCGUGGCUGGAGGUGAACGGCACUCUGUGGGAUCUGAUCGACAAGCUCGUUCAGAAGAGACUAAUGGAGGAAGCCCCCAAGCUGCGCACUACGAGGGACCUCAUGCAGGAGUGCUCGUGCCCACCAGGACCGCCAGGAAGGCGGGGCAAGAAAGGCAAUCCUGGAACUCCAGGCACUCCAGGGCGGGAUGGCUACCCGGGUCCUCUGGGUAUGGAUGGUAAGCCUGGUGCUCCUGGUCCCAAAGGCAGCCCGGGGAUGCCGGGGCCAAAAGGAGAUAAGGGCGACCAGGGAGACAUGGGGCCCAGGGGCCUUCCAGCAUACAGUGCCUCCGCAGGCCUGCUCAGUAAUCAGAUUCUCACAGUAAAGGGCGAUCAGGGUCAGGCGGGGCCUCCUGGUCCCCCGGGGCCUCCCGGUGAACCUGGUCCCAGAGGGCCUCCAGGAAACACAGGCAGAGAUGGACCCCGGGGCCAUGCAGGAGAGAUGGGUCCUCCUGGAAAGGAUGGGAUAGAAGGUCCAAGAGGGCCACCUGGUAUAAAGGGAGAAGUUGGAGAGCGUGGCAUGACUGGACUUCAGGGCCCUCCAGGGCUUAAAGGAGAUCAGGGUGAAGAGGGGAAAAGAGGCAUGGAUGGAUUCCCGGGCAUAAAGGGGGAGAGAGGAGAACCUGGUUUUCCGGGACCAAGGGGGCCUCCUGGGGUCUUUGGUGAAAUUGACUCACAUUUAGACCCGACGGGUCAACAGUGUCCGCCAGGUCCACCAGGACCUCCUGGAGAGCAAGGAGCAAAGGGAGAGAUGGGCUCUCCUGGAUUACCUGGAUCUGAGGGCAAACAGGGAUCUAAGGGAGAGAAGGGUGAGACAGGAGAGCCUGGAAUGGCAGGAGAGAAGGGAGAGAGGGGAGAGAUGGGUGUGUCUGGGCCAGCGGGUGCUGACGGUCAGAAAGGGGAGAAAGGAGACUCCAGACUUGAGGACAAUCUGGCUCAGAUCAUCUCACUGCCAGGACCCCCAGGGCCUCCUGGAUCACCUGGCCCACAGGGCAUAAUGGGGCAUCAUGGAAUGCCUGGCCAGAAGGGGGAGCCAGGUGAGGCAGUGAAAGGAGAGAAGGGGGAUACAGGAGAGAAAGGCCUCCCCGGACCGCGGGGUCUUCAAGGUUUUCCUGGCCCUAAUGGUUUGGUUGGUCUACCGGGUGCAAAAGGUGAAAAGGGAAAGCAAGGCGAGCCUGGAUUAGAUGGUUUUCCUGGGCUCAGAGGAGAGAAGGGCAGCAAAGGCGACAGAGGAGAAAAGGGUGAAAGAGGCUCACUGGGGAAAAAGGGUCUAAAAGGACAAAAAGGAGAGCAGGGGCCUCCAGGGCUGGACCAGCCCUGUCCUGUGGACCGAGAUGGACUUCCGAUGCCAGGAUGCUGGCACAAGUGAUGACCAACCAGAAGCAUGGAAUCUGUACAUAUUGAUAUACAUAUUUGCAACUAACAUUUGCUUUUUACCCCUCUCAAUUUUGUAUUUUUUCUAUUUAAUAUACUGAGUUUUCAUACAGAAAGUUGUCCUUUGAGUCUCCUUGCAAAGAUAUCUCUUCAUAUCGCUGCUUACUACAUAGAAGGGCUCAGAAGUGUAAGAAUAAAAGCAACAGCGUUAACAAGAGUUGAAAUGAGCUGGCAAGGGCACAUGGACUCAGUGCAUGAGGGGUGCACAGAGAAUGCUGCUUCUAACUCGGAGAGGAGAAGAACCACACAUGACCAUCUUACAGACUGAACAUGGUGGCAGUAGAUAAAAUCUGCUUGGAUCUGCUUUAAGCCGACUGGACUGGCCUGAAAGAUCCAGUGUAUCCACCCUUUACUGAAAGACUGAAGCAGGGGAGUAAGACAAGGUUUCUUAUCCAGGUCCAUGAGAAGAAAAGUUUGGGAGCUACAUGAAGAAAAAGCACUGCCUUGGGGAUCCCCUGUGAUUGAGCCAAACUGUGUAUGCUUUAAAUGGACUGUUUCAUACAUCAUAUAUUCUCAGCUCUCAGGAAACAGAAGUAUUCAUGUCAAGAAAAUUAAAAGAACAGUUUAAUUUCCAAUCUGAAGAGGGAUGGGUGUGGUGAUUCAAAUGUGUGGAGGUCCAAACUCCACCUCAGUAUUUUUUGCUUAAUGGGCAGUUGGACUAUGUCAUCUGUAGGUUGGAACAAAACAAUUAAAUCAUGCAUUGGGCUGUCUUUUCACUUUCAUAUAUGUUUUGAAUCACACAUGCAGCUGAUAGUGUCACAUCAGUUUUUUGUUUUUUUUUUUAGUUUUACAAUAUUUUAAAAUAAUUCUCAACAAAACAUGCCAUUUAACCGAAGAUGUUCAAACCAGAAGUAUCCAGACACCCCUUAUAAUUUGUGAAUUCAGCUCCUGAAAGAGCUGAAUUGUGCAAUUAUAUUUAAUUGCAUGAUAUCCAUAGAAAAAUACUACUAUGUUUUUGUUUCUGAGUCUGUCUAAAGGAGUAUAUAGCCCUCCAGCAUUAGAAUGUGGAGCAGAGGAACAGUGUUCUGUGGGAUGAGUUGGAGAAGUGUUUGUGAUCCAGAACUAAUCAAUCGACAUCAGUACAUGACCUCACUGAGGCUGAAUGCAAUCAGAUCCUCAUGGUAAUGUUGUAGGUUCUAGCAUAAAGCCCCCACAAGAGUAGAGGCUGUUCCUGCAGUAAAAGAACUCCCUAUUAAUACUCCCUAGUAAUCUGAUAUACCUGAAACACAAAGAUCAUUCAGUAGAUGAAACAAUCUGCUGAAUGUCAACCCUUCUGUUUUUUAUGCAUAGGAAUAUAAAAUGCUUUCUCAUUAGGAUAUUUGAACACUGCUUGUUUAUUUACGUAUGCUCAUAUUUAAACAGCAAAAAUGGUUCAAAUGCCCAUCCCUACAGCACAGCCCAGAAAUUAAACUAAUGUGCAAACUGCAUUCUGCAGCAAUUUCUACAAUUUCUAGUGAAGCUUUUUAAGGACCUGUUCUCAGUACUCUUAUUGAUUCUGUGUAAAUAAUAUGUAUAGAUAUUACCUUGCAAAACUUUUUAGAGCUAGUUUUUGAAUGAGAUUGUUCUACUGAUGAGCAGUGUGAUGUGUUUUGUGUAUUCGAGUAAACAAUCCUUAAUCCAUGUGUACAUGUCUGUUUAUCAUGCAUGUAGAGGAAGGAUUUGAGCAAGGACUGCAUUUGUGUUAUUAGGCCUAUGCCGUUUUCAGUUUGUGGGGAAAGCAUGUUGUGCUACAAAUCUUAGCAGCAGUGUUUUGUAUGAUUUCUAGUGGUUUGUGUGAUCCUUUUACAAAAACAACCCUACAAGAAACUUGUACGUCUGCAUUCCUGAAAGUUUCUUAAGAUUUUUUUUAUGUGGAUUUGUAUCUUCUUCCUGAGGGUUCCUACAGAUGUCCUGUGAUGCUGCAGUGUUUAUUCCCUUCCUCGGUUGCCUUAAUUACAGUACUCAAUAUUUAUAUUGUAAAAUAUGAUAUUGUUAUAAAUCACAUCAAACUGAAAGUUAACUGCUUAAAUCAAUUAUUAGCCAUCAUACAUGAUGUUCUAACAGAUGUAAUUGGGAGAAGAAUAAAACAUACAUACACUGCA